This is a messenger RNA of Galleria mellonella (greater wax moth), 3412 nucleotides long. Its product is annotated as probable ATP-dependent RNA helicase DHX35. The transcript has 16 exons. The record is from RefSeq and is a predicted model, not a curated record. Lineage: Eukaryota; Metazoa; Arthropoda; Insecta; Lepidoptera; Pyralidae. Gene Ontology annotation, molecular function: ATP binding; RNA binding. Bases 236 to 2416 code for a protein of 726 amino acids. Gene Ontology annotation, cellular component: catalytic step 2 spliceosome; intracellular anatomical structure.
UUACUUUGCACUACUCUGUAGAUAGAGCUCGGGAGCAUAGUUUCUCUAAUCUGUGCUCGAAAGACAGGGAGCUAGACAGAGAGACAGAGAGAGAGAGAGAGAAUGUAAACAAACAGAAAUUUGUAUAAAAUUCGCGAAAAACUGUUAAAAACUGUUAGUUUUCUGAAAACAAAUAUAUUGUGUUAGUAAUUAGUGUAUUUUACUGUGUUUUUUUUUUUUAUGAAUUUGGCCUAAAAUGCAUGGAUCGAGACCUAAAUUUAUGAAACCAGGUGAUGAUGAAACCCUCUACCCAAUAAGGAAUAGAGAUGGCAAGAUAGAAACAUUAGUAAAUCCAAAUAUAGACACAGCAUUAACGGUAGACAACGAUGCCCAAACGAGUUUCGUUUAUAACCGUUACCAUCACCUACCGUUUGACGCCCAACGGCAGAGGUUACCAGUUUUCCAGUAUAGGAACCACAUACUGUACCUGUUGGAGAAGUAUCAGACGUUGGUGCUGAUCGGUGAGACGGGGUGUGGGAAAUCUACACAGGUUCCUCAGUAUCUGUAUGAGAUAGGUCACACAGUGUGUGUGACGCAGCCGCGUGUCGCCGCCGCCGUGUCGCUCGCGGCCAGGGUGGCGGACGAGCGCGGCGAGCGGCUCGGCGAGCAUGUUGGCUACGCUGCGGCCAUGACCUCGGUGCGGAGUCCUCAGACGGGGAUUGUGUUUAUGACCGAAGGCGUGCUACUGCGGGAGAUGUUUGCCUCCCCCCUAUUGAUGCAAUACUCGUGCGUGGUAUUAGACGAGGUUCACGAGAGAUCACAGAUGACGGAUGUGUUGAUGGGACUACUGAAGAAAAUAGCCAAGAAACGAAAGAAUCUAAAGCUGGUCGUGUCUUCAGCGACAAUGGACGCUGAGUUCCUGAAGGACUUCUUCAAUUUAACCGACAGAAAAGAGCGAGAUAAAGCACCCACAUCGGUGAUAAUGUCGAUUCGGGGACGGACGCACCCUAUCGACUUAUUUUACGUUGAAGAACCUGUUCCAGACUACGUGAAGGCUACAGUGGACACAAUUAUAAAAAUACAUGAAAACGAACCCUUCGGAGAUAUUCUGGCGUUUCUUACCUCACAGGAAGAAAUCCUAACAGCAUUGAAGACCCUUCAGACGUAUGCGGAACAAAAUAACGAGAGUAACAAACACAGGAGGCAGUUCCCGUCUGGGGUUCAAGCGGCCGAUUUGAUCGUGCUGCCCAUGUACGGCAGCCUGCCUCAUCACCGCCAACUGAAGGUCUUCCAGACGGCCGACAGGAACCAACGGAAGGUGGUGGUGGCCACCAACAUAGCGGAGACCAGCGUCACUAUACCGGGCAUUGUUUAUGUGGUGGACUGUGGUUUCGAGAAGCUUCCAUACCUGGAUCCGUCGGUGGGGGUGGAGAGUCUGGUGGUGGCGGCGGUGUCCAGGAGUAGCGCUGGUCAGCGGGCUGGCCGCGCCGGUCGUACCAGCCGCGGGUCUUGCUACCGUCUAUACCCGGAGUCGCACCUGGAUCACUUGCCGGAGGCGCGGCCGCCGGAGUUGUGCCGCAGUGACCUGGCGGGGGCGCUGCUGCAGCUCAAAGCGCUGGGCAUACAUAACUUGUUAAGAUUCACAUUCCCGACCCCGCCGCCAGCCAAGAGCCUCCUGGCGGGGCUCGAGACCCUGUACGCGCUGAAAGCCAUCGACAAGCACGGACAGCUCACUGAGGAGGUAGGCUCGCGAAUGGCUGAAUUGCCGCUGAAGCCCAUGUGCGCCAAGAUGCUUUGCAAUAGUGCCGAAUACGGUUGUAUAGACGAAAUUCUCUCCAUCGUUUCUAUGUUACAAGUGGACAAAGUGUUCGCCAAGUCCAGCAGUGGGAAAGAAAACAUCGCCGCCAAGAUAUCCAGGAGGAAUAACUUCGAGGUAGCAGAAGGCGAUAUACUCAUGUAUUUGAAUGUAUUCGAUGCAUACAUGAAAGUAAAAAAUUCCGUCAGUGACGAGAAGAAGUCUAGAAAGGCGUGCAAAGACUGGUGCAGCAAGAUGUAUGUGAACUAUAGAGUUAUAGAGAAGGCGUGCGAAAUAAGAGACAGCCUGGAGAAACUAGUUAAAGGGAAAUUCAAAAUGGAGAAUCAGAUAUUCGAUGGACCAGAUUUAGGCACAGCAAAAUGCACGCGUAUAAUGAAAUGCAUACUGUCCGGCCUUUUCCCCCAAGCGUCGUAUUUGAGUGCCGGCGGCUUCUACCAGGGGCUGAGAGGGGCCGAACUGUACAUCAGUCCGGACAGUUGUUUGUACAACUUGCAGCAACCUAAAUGGGUGGUUUUCGCCAGCGUGUACAGUGUAAACGAUAAGACGUACAUGAGCGAUCUAAUGGUCAUACAGAAGGACUGGCUUCUGGAAGUGGCACCGCACUAUUAUAUAGAGACAUAGGGCUACGUCAUCAUCGCUGUGAUUAUCAUGAUGAUUAGAUAGAGGGGAAAGAAGAGCGCGAUAAACGCAGCCGGCCGGCGACGUGUUGGGCAGCGCCAUCUAGUUCUGAAACUAAGCAGAACUUGUUACAAUGGUAACCAGUUCUGCUUAGUUUCAGAACUAGAUGGCGCUGCCUGAUACUAGACUGAUAGACUUUUUCAAAUACAUAUUUUCUUUUCGAUAGAUUAAAAAAAAGGAAGUUCUGAAACUCAGUUGAAUUUUUUUUUUCAUUUUUGUUACCUCAUAAUUCAGUCAGUUGUAAACCGAUUUGGAAAGACUCUUUUUUACCUGAAUAUAUGAUUUAUAAGUAUAGGAUAUAUUCACAGAUUGGUCUGAUAGAUAUUUUAUCAAAAUCGGUACAGUACAUUUGUUUGUUUUGCUCCAUUUGAAGUCGACUUUGUUUUGUGGAACACAACCUUAAUUAUUUGUAAAUGUAUACAUAUCAUAUGUAUACAUAGCAAACAUCCAGACCAAUAGAAACAGUCACACACGUGAAUACAAAUGUGUGUAAUGUACGGGAAUCGAAUCCACGACUAUCCGAUAGUGCGAGCACGUCGUCGUACUUGAUUACAAAGAUUAAAAUAUGGAUUUACGAGAGAAAAGGUAUAAACGUCGGUCUGUUUAGUUGGUAUUUUUCAAAGUCAGGCUUCAAAGCCAGAAAGAUGAAAUUCGCGAGUUUCUCUUCGAAAAUCAGGUGGACGUUGUACUUGUAUAGGAGACCUUCCUUAAGCUUUUGAUGCGCGAUCACUUGAUCGUCACUCUCGAUGAGGUGCAAGGCGCUUGACCAAAAGGUCAAGGAAUCACGAAUAGACUCCUUAACUUGACCGUUCUUUAUUCACCUUUUAGGAUACCCAAGGGAAAACAAGGGUCCAUUCUGUGCUGGCCACAGUGACCAUACAGUGAUUUUAUAAUAUAAACUAUGUAAAUUGUGUACAAAUAAACAUGUGAGUCUGAUAA